UCCGCACUUCGAUUUAUUUUUAGAUCCAUUUUUAGCAUAGAAUUAUCUAAUUAACUAAUCAACUACCACAAUGGCCAACAAGGGAUUCGCGUAUGGCAUGAGCGCUCAGGUCGCUAAAAAGAUUGCUGGAAAGCGCGAUACGGAUGCGGAAGCCAAAGUGCAGCAUUUUAUUGAGACAAUCACUGGUCAAUCUUUCGAUUCUUCCAAAAGCUACGAGGAGAAUCUUCAUGAUGGCCAACUCAUAUGCCACUUGGCCAACAAAUUGAAACCAAAAUCAGUUAAGAAGAUCCAAGAAAGCACAAUGCCAUUCAAAAAGAUGGAGAACAUCGAAAACUUUUUGAAAUUCGCCCAGGACUAUGGUGUCCCAAAAGGCGACUUGUUUCAAACAGUUGAUCUGUACGAAACCUCGAAUAUUCCUGCUUUCACUGCAACAAUGGUCGCCCUUGGUCGCGCGUGCCAACUGAAACCAGAAUGGGAUUCAUCAUCUUCCUCCUACCAAAAGGAUUGGCCCGUUCUCGGACCCAAACCCUCGAUUGAAAACAAACGUGAAUUUGACGAGAAAACUAUCGCUGAAGGCAAAAAUAUUAUCGGAAUACAAGCCGGAACCAACAAAAUGGCUAGCCAAGCUGGCCAGUCUUUUGGAGCAAGAAGACAAAUCAAUUAACUUUGAAUUUAUUAGCAGUUAUGGUGUUUUAACUAUCCAAAAUAUUUUCUUUUUACUUUUGCAUACGGUUCAACGCCAAAAUGUUAAUAAAUGUUGGUCUCCCGGCUAUUAUUUUGCAAUAUUAAAAGAUGCAUAUAUAUAAAUAAAAAAAAAUUGCGUCUCCUAAAAGUAGAGCCUCUCGUGCCAACACACGGGUAGUUAUUUGCAUCUCAGCUAAUAAUUAAUCUUCUUUUUACCAAAUACUAAAAAUAAUUAUAAUCUCCGAACAACCAGAAAAAUAUUGUGUCGUUUUCUGUAUAUGUUUAGGACAUCAUUUAUUUCGUAAUGUUUAUCAAAUCAUAACAACGACAAAAUACAGUAUUUGCUAGAUAA
Messenger RNA from Styela clava, 1036 nucleotides. RefSeq names its product myophilin-like. Gene Ontology annotation, molecular function: actin filament binding. Lineage: Eukaryota; Metazoa; Chordata; Ascidiacea; Stolidobranchia; Styelidae. Gene Ontology annotation, biological process: actin filament organization. Gene Ontology annotation, cellular component: actin cytoskeleton. The record is from RefSeq and is a predicted model, not a curated record.